ACUCAUUUAGCAGUGUGCAUAUAUAGCAGUCCUGGUGUCGUGUGAGUGACAGGAUGACAGAUGAACGCGGACACACAGACAGAUGGCAAUGACGGGACGCAGACCAUCCAGCCUUUCACAGCCGAGGCUUGAUUCUAGUCUCCUUAAUCAUCGUGUUUUCUAUGCAGGGUUCGAUAUGGAUUAAUCUGCCGUGGCAACGAGUAAAGAGGCGAUUAUUAUUCCUUGGAAUACAUAAUCGGACUGCGGUGUUUGGUGGAGCGAGCUGAGCCUUUAGACGGCGUCUGAGGGAAUCACCCCUUCUCUUUAUGUCACAGCACGAUGUAGAGGCGUGCUUGAGGUCAACGGCUCUGCUGACGUCAUGGUAGACGUGGUGAUUGGAUUCCUGUCGUAAUCACUUCCUUUUGCUUUCCUCCGCGACAAUGGCGGCGUCGAGCCGAACCUUCCAUUGGGCGGACUAUCUCCUGUUCAUCCUGAUGCUCGCAGUGUCCUCCGCCAUCGGUGUCUUCUAUGCAUGCCAGGCUCGGCGGAAGGCCAUAACGAUGGACGCCCAUCUGACGGGAGACCGGAAGAUGACCCUCAUCCCCGUCACCUUCUCCAUCUGCGUCAGCUUCAUGUCUGCUGUCUUCAUCCUCGGCAUACCGUCCGAGAUCUACAACAACGGCGGCAUCUACUGGCUCUACGCCAUCGGCUACAUCCCCGUCUACAUCGUCAGUGCCCUUGUCUUCGUCCCAAUGUUCACCAGUCUCAACCUCAGUAGCGGAUACCAGUACUUGGAGCGACGUUUCAACGGUUACAUCCGGGUUCUCGGUUCAGCCACCUUUACAAUUGAAAUGGUGAGAUGCGACGUAAGGCACUGCAUGCGCGAGGGAUGCGACGUAAGGCACUGCAUGCGCGAGGGAUGCGACGUGAUCUACAUGGGGGUUGUGAUGUAUGCCCCGGCACUAGCGCUCAGUCAAGUGACGUCAUUCUCCACUGAAAUGUCAAUCCUCAUCAUGGGUGUCGUGUGCACUUUCUACACUUCUAUAGGAGGCAUCAAGGCAGUGAUCUGGACGGACGUCUUCCAGAUGUGCAUCAUCACGGCGGGGUUGCUGGCACUGAUGAUCCAGGGGGCGAUGAGUGUGGGGGGAUGGCAAGUGGUGCUGGAUCGAGUCCGGGAGGGAGGAAAGCUGCCGUACUUUGAGUGGAACCCCGAUCCAUUUGUACGUCACACGUUCUGGACGCUGUCUGUGGGCGGCUUCUUCACGUCACUGACGGUGUUCGCCGCCAACCAGGCCGUGCUGCAACGUUACAUGAGUCUCCCCGACACCAGACAAGCCAAGCUAUCUCUGCUCCUGAAUCUACCUCUGGCGGAAAUCUUUCUGGCGCUGGUGUGCCUCACUGGAUUCGUCAUCUACGCCCGCUUCCACAACGACGACCCCCUGAAGAACGGCAGCAUCACCAAGUCCGACCAGAUCGUGCCGUUUUAUAUGAUGGAGACAUUGGGCUUCAUCCCUGGGUUGACGGGAUUGUUCGUGGCCAGUGUCUUCAGUGCAGCGUUAAGCACCGUGUCGUCAGGCAUCAACUCCCUGGCUGUUGUCACCAUCGUCGACUUCAUCAAGCCAGCCCUGGACAAGUUCAGAUCAGGCCGGACCUCGGCCCGAUUCAUCGCCGUCCUCUCUCUAGCCACAGCUAUCAGCUAUGGGGUGAUAACGACGGGCGUGGCCUACCUCGCCGGACUCCUUGGCGCCACGGUGUUGCAGAUCGCCCUCAGCAUAUUCGGCAUGGUUGGAGGACCUCUACUGGGGCUCUUCGUCAACGGGAUGUUCGUCCCCUGUGUCAAUGCUUGGGGAGCCGCGGCGGGGCUGGUGAGCAGUUUGUCCAUUUGCAUGUGGCUGGGAGUUGGCGGAGCCUUACACAGAGCCAAAAAUGCCGUCGUCGCCAGCGCCAUCAACAACACCACCGUCAUCGCCUUCAGCAACACCACCAUUAACACAACACACACUAUUUUACAAUUUAUCAACACAAACACGUCGUAUGUCAAUCAGACUUCAAAUAGUUCAACAGCGAGAUAUGUCGGCGAUAUGACGACGACGCUGCCGCCGCCCAUGAACGUUACUGACGUUGCAACGACAACAAGUCUGGAUGCAUUCCUGUCCAAGUGGUACAGCCUGUCCUAUCUCCACUACGCCACAGUCGCCCUCAUCGUGUCAGUCGUCGUAGGGUUCCUUGUCUCCGCUUGUACAGGUUUUAAUAAGAAGCGAUACGUGGACAGAGAGACCUACUAUGAUGUACUGCGUUGCUGUAAGUCUGAUACAGAUAAAAAGUACGACCUUAAUUCGUAUGGGAUUACGGACUUGUCGCAGACAGACAGGAACGGCAAGAAGACAGAACUAGUCAACCUCCGUGACUCCACCACCACCUCCCACGAGUCUAUACACGAUGGCUCCCAUGUCUGACAAUGUUAACAUCAACCAGCCUGGUUCCCUGGGUAUGCUGCGCUGGCGCUCCGUGUAGCGCUUGCGCAGCAUACCCAGGGAACCAGGCUGUAACUUCAUAGGCCAGACCUUUUUAGCGACCUUGGUUUACCAAUAUGACAAUUCCCAACAAUUGAAAUGUGAAAAGAGUCAGAAAAGAAUUAAAAGCUAGGGGGCCUUUUACUCCACCGACCAGAAAUAAGUAUUUUAAAAUAAAAAUGGUCGCUAUCAAUGUUAACUAAAACCUGUUUAUAAUUCAUCUUACAAAUUUCAAAACAACGAUUUGUGACGAAUGCCUGUUCCUUCGCAUCCACAGUUCCCCCAACCUAAUUAACAUUUUUCGGAAAA
Molecule: messenger RNA, 2801 nt
Organism: Haliotis rufescens (red abalone)
Lineage: Eukaryota; Metazoa; Mollusca; Gastropoda; Lepetellida; Haliotidae
Product: sodium-coupled monocarboxylate transporter 1-like
Exons: 15
Coding region: 420-2435 (671 amino acids)
Biological process (GO): transmembrane transport; sodium ion transport
Cellular component (GO): membrane
Molecular function (GO): symporter activity
Source: RefSeq, a predicted model, not a curated record